Messenger RNA from Rosa rugosa (rugosa rose), 741 nucleotides. RefSeq lists its product as uncharacterized. The transcript has 2 exons. NCBI's taxonomy places the organism in Eukaryota, Viridiplantae, Streptophyta, Magnoliopsida, Rosales, Rosaceae. The record is from RefSeq and is a predicted model, not a curated record. Bases 49 to 741 code for a protein of 230 amino acids.
UUUCCUUUUCUUUUCUCUACGCGUUUCUGAAUCUUUGAGACCCUAUUUAUGUCCCUUUUGGCACAUUUUGCAACAUGGGUUUUGGUUUUCUCAUACAAAUCUGAACUGGGUUCGAUCAAUACUGUGAUUUCGGUUAUGGGUUUUUGCUGUAAUGAAAGAAAGUUUCCGUCUUUGGGUUCUCAGGGUGCUCUGCUAUUAAGGAUGAGUUUAAAUGAUGAGUCCCAAUUUAUAUCUGUGGAGGAAAGAGGAGAAGAUGCUACAACAAAUGUACAAGGAGAUGAUUUGCCUUCUAGAAGAAAUCGGACGAGAGGUUUUACAGUUAAGAAGAGGAAGAAGAGUUCUCAAUGUUGGCUGUCUUUUGAGGAAAUUCCUUUGGGUGAGGAUAUGAUUGAGCGUGCAAAAUGCAAGAAAUGUGGAGCAAUACUCAAAUGUGAUUCGGCAACAGGGACAGGUAGCAUGUUACGUCAUCACAAUUCGUGCUCUACUUCCUCUGCUAGUAAUGUUGUUUCACCACAAUCUGCCAUACGCUCUACUAAGUUUCAGUAUGAGAAAUUCUGUGAGUUAUUGAUAGAAGCUAUUAUCAGACAUGAUUUACCUUUCAGCUUUGUUGAGUAUGAGGGUAUUAGAGAUGUAUUUUCCUAUAUCUCUCCUGCACUUAAACUCCCUUGCAGAAAUACUGUUAAAGCUCAUGUGUUGAAGUUAUUUAAGAGUGAAAAAGUGAAACUUCAAACUUUGUUAUGA